AUGCGUCAGACCCCUUCUCCGCUGCUGGGCGAUGGUCGGGGUGUCUUCCGCAUCCAUGUUGUUGGCAAUGCCGGUUCAGGCAAGAGCACGCUGAGCCGGGAACUCGCCAGAAUUCUCAACAUUCCGUACAUUUGUCUGGACGAGCUUUUCUGGAAACCUGGCUUUGAAAUGGAAACGGCCGAGCAAUUUCGGGUCAACGUCGCAAAUGCGCUUGCGAAUUGCCCAAACGGCUGGGUCGUCGAUGGAGACUUUCGCCGUCGGAUUAGCGACAUCGUCGACACUCAAACUACUGACGAGAUUUGGCUUGAUCUUCCACUUGCGCUGUACCUCCCUCGACUCACAAUUCGUACUUUGGCUCGUCUUUUUGGACUCGCCGAGCCAUGUCGGCCUGGCUGCGAAGAGACACUCAGUGUCUUUUUCUCCCGCGAAAACAUGAUUUGGUGGUGCAUCACAAAUCAUGGUGUCGUGCGCCAACGUGAAGCUGCCCGCUACGAAAAGAUGGGCAGAGAAGAAGGCACGGAUGUUGAGAAUCGAAAGAUGCGUCGCAUUGGCGGCUGGGGUGGGCAGCUGAGGGCGUGGUUAGAGGAAGUCCGCGACAUGCGCCGUGGCCAUUGA
Mycena indigotica is the source of this 615-nucleotide messenger RNA. RefSeq lists its product as uncharacterized. The transcript is spliced from 4 exons. Lineage: Eukaryota; Fungi; Basidiomycota; Agaricomycetes; Agaricales; Mycenaceae. Bases 1 to 615 code for a protein of 204 amino acids. The record is from RefSeq and is a predicted model, not a curated record.